UUUAUUUUUUACACAAUUCUUACUUAACAAUUCCAAUUCUAAUUCCAUUUUUCGACAACUGUAAUUCGUCCGUCUCUCUUGCGGAUUGAUGCGUAGUUGAGUUGCAACCCUUGGAUUCAAUGACUAGCUUGAAUUAGAUUUUGAAGCAAACUCAUUAUUUGUUUUUUCCAACAGCUGCAACUUCAUCUCCACACCAAUACGCAAGAGAAACAAACAUGGGUUUUAAUUAGAGUAUUAAAAAUGGAUUUGAGAUUGUUUGGCAGACAAUUUGGAGGAAAAGAACAAUGUCAAAAGUAAAAUUCUAUACUACCCCUUUAAUUUAACGUUUAUUUGAUAAAAUGGAUGAAAAUGAGGUGAGUUGGGAAUAAGUGAGACGAAAAUGGCAGUUUUAUGGGACAAAGUAAGAUGAAACCAGUUUCAGUGGUAAAGUGAGACUAAAUGCAAUUUCAGGAGCAAAUCAAUUAAUAAGGUGAACAACAACAACAACAACAACAACAACAUUGGGGAUUGAUUUCUGCACGUUUGAAAUUCCUUGGAACUUUGGGAGUUGGGAGGGAAAGUAGCUUCACCUAUUUAUCUAUAUCAGCUAUAUAAUGUAAUGAGCCAGUUACCAGCACCACCGCCUUCCUCCUACUUGCGACAGUGACUUUAAUUGUUAGACUAUUAGUCAAUUAGACAACAGGAAGUUGGAUUACCAACUGAAUUAAUCCAAACCCAUCCUCACCUCAAGUCAUCUCAUUCAUGUGUGCUGUGCUGCUGCUAUAUGUGUAUACACACACACACACACACACAUAUGCAUUAGCUGUUAACAGAAACAUCAAACAAAUUAACAACACAACAAACAACUGCGUUCUCAAGGAAACUUUGGAAAAUGGCCAAGUACCAAAACAAUGCACUGGUAAUACUAGUGUUUGCCGGCAUUAUGGCGCAGGAAGGAAUGUUAAUGGUGGCUGCUGCUCAAGGAGACACGUCUUGCCUCAGUCAGCUUGCUCCUUGCCUCAACUACCUGAAUGGAACCCGUCACCCACCCGACAAUUGUUGCGAUCCUCUCAAAUCGUUGAUCAAGUCUAAUCCACAAUGUUUGUGUAGUAUGAUCAGCAACCGGGCCACCAAUCAAGCUGAGCAAGCCGGCAUCAAUAUCAACGAGGCUCAGCAGUUGCCGGGAAGAUGUGGUGAACGUGUCAACCCGCUCGCCUGCCUUUCAACAGGUUCUCCUCCUAGUCGUGCUCCUAGUAAUUCCAGGAACUCAGUUCCAAAUUCUGUAAACGAUGCCUUUUCGUUGCUCUCUCGUGGAAGCGUGGCGGCCACAGCUCUGUCGUUGUCUCUUCAGAUUCUUCUAUUUAUUGGCAUCAAAUACAACGCAUUAUUCUAGACGGAACACUUGUGGAUAUUAGCAUAUUGCUUGCAAUUAGGAAAAGUCUUCUUGUAUUUAAUUAAUGAAUUAUUCUCCUUCUUCUCUUGCUCUUGUUAUAUGGGAUUAUUAUUAUUAUUAUUAUUAUUAUUAUUAUUUCUUUCUAAAUACAAUUUCUGAGUAGCCCUAUAUGUUGUGAUCGAUGCUGAACAAAGAUGAUUGUGGAGUGAUUUUAUAUGUAGUUCCUUGAUGAUUAAAGAUCAAAGAUGAUCAAUGUAAUGAAUGGGUGUGGCGUACCACAUAUAUCAAAUUUCUUAUUGUUUUCACUU
Pyrus x bretschneideri (Chinese white pear) is the source of this 1680-nucleotide messenger RNA. RefSeq names its product non-specific lipid transfer protein GPI-anchored 30. The record is from RefSeq and is a predicted model, not a curated record. Gene Ontology annotation, molecular function: lipid binding. Gene Ontology annotation, biological process: lipid transport. NCBI's taxonomy places the organism in Eukaryota, Viridiplantae, Streptophyta, Magnoliopsida, Rosales, Rosaceae. Bases 872 to 1372 code for a protein of 166 amino acids. The transcript has 2 exons.